AGAUGGCAAAUCCUGAGGUUAAUGUAAGUAGCUGCAUCUCCCACGAAGAAGAAAAUUGCUGCAAUUUUAACCAGAAUACAUCUGUCUCUGAGGAGCUUCUGUUAGAAGACCAGCUGAGACGAAAACUCAAAUUUUUUUUCAUGAACCCUUGUGAGAAGUUCUGGGCUCGAGGUAGAAAGCCAUGGAAACUUGCCAUACAAAUUCUAAAAAUUGUCAUGGUGACUAUCCAGCUGGUCUUCUUUGGGCUGAGUAACCAGAUGGUGGUAGCUUUCAAGGAAGAAAACACUAUAGCAUUCAAACACCUCUUCCUAAAAGGGUAUAUGGACAGAAUGGAUGACACUUAUGCAGUGUACACGCAAAGAGAUGUGUAUGAUCAGAUCAUCUUUGCAGUGAAUCAGUACUUGCAGCUGCACCACAUCUCAGUUGGGAAUCAUGCUUAUGAGAACGAGGGCACCGAGCAAUCUGCUAUGGCAAUCUGUCAGCAUUUCUACAAGCAAGGAAACAUCUGUCCUGGAAAUGACACCUUUGACAUUGAUCCAGAAAUUCAAACUGAAUGUUUCUUCAUAGAGCCAGAUGAGCCUUCUCACAUUGGGACACUAGAAAAAAAUAAGCUCAACUUAACACUGGACUUCCACAGACUCCUAACAGUGGAGCUUCAAUUUAAACUGAAGGCCAUUAAUCUGCAGACGGUUCGUCAUCAUGAGCUCCCCGACUGUUACGAUUUUACACUGACUAUAAUAUUUGACAACAAGGCCCAUAGUGGAAGAAUUAAAAUAAGUUUAGAUAAUGACAUUGCCAUCAGGGAAUGUAAAGACUGGCACGUAUCUGGAUCAAUUCAAAAGAACACUCAUUACAUGAUGAUCUUUGAUGCCUUUGUCAUCCUGACCUGCCUGGCUUCACUAAUCCUCUGUGCUCGAUCUGUGAUUAGAGGACUUCAGCUUCAGCAGGAAUUUGUCAAUUUUUUCCUCCUCCAUUAUAAGAAGGAAGUUUCUGUUUCUGAUCAGAUGGAAUUUGUCAAUGGAUGGUACAUGAUGAUUAUUAUUAGUGAUAUAUUGACGAUCAUUGGCUCAAUUCUGAAAAUGGAAAUCCAAGCUAAGAGUCUAACAAGUUAUGAUGUUUGUAGCAUCCUUCUUGGGACUUCUACCAUGCUUGUGUGGCUUGGAGUCAUCCGAUACCUCGGUUUUUUUGAGAAAUACAAUCUCCUAAUUCUGACCCUUCAGGCAGCACUGCCCAAUGUCAUCAGGUUCUGCUGCUGUGCAGCUAUGAUUUAUUUAGGCUAUUGCUUCUGUGGAUGGAUUGUGCUGGGCCCUUACCAUGAUAAGUUCCGUUCUCUAAACAUGGUCUCUGAAUGCCUGUUCUCUCUGAUAAAUGGAGAUGACAUGUUUGCCACAUUUGCAAAAAUGCAGCAGAAAAGUUACUUGGUCUGGCUGUUUAGCAGAAUUUACCUCUACACAUUCAUCAGCCUUUUCAUAUACAUGAUUUUAAGUCUUUUCAUUGCACUAAUUACUGAUACAUAUGAAACAAUUAAGCAUUACCAACAAAAUGGCUUCCCAGAGACUGAACUUCGUACCUUUAUAUCAGAGUGCAAAGAUCUACCCAACUCUGGAAAAUACAGAUUAGACGAUGACCCUCCAGUAUCUCUAUUCUGCUGUUGUAGAAAGUAGCUAUCAAGCUUAUCUGUACUCUACAGGAAAAUAUGAUGUGUAGUUGUAUUGGGAAGACUAUAUGGAUUUUUUAAAUCAGGUCUAGUAUGUUCAGUUACCAUCUAUUAUUUGAGCUAAUGGAUAUCUGUAUUUCACCCAGAACUAUAUUUAUAUUUUAAAAAAUGACUUUUUAACAACUUUUGCAUCUUUGUGCUAUAUUUGUUUAAGAAUUUUCCUUAAGGAGAGCUUUU
Molecule: messenger RNA, 1894 nt
Organism: Orycteropus afer afer
Lineage: Eukaryota; Metazoa; Chordata; Mammalia; Tubulidentata; Orycteropodidae
Gene: MCOLN3
Product: mucolipin TRP cation channel 3
Cellular component (GO): lysosomal membrane; plasma membrane
Molecular function (GO): NAADP-sensitive calcium-release channel activity
Source: RefSeq, a predicted model, not a curated record